This is a messenger RNA of Mercenaria mercenaria, 6348 nucleotides long. Its product is annotated as homeobox protein HOX3-like. NCBI's taxonomy places the organism in Eukaryota, Metazoa, Mollusca, Bivalvia, Venerida, Veneridae. Gene Ontology annotation, biological process: regulation of transcription by RNA polymerase II. The coding region runs from base 18 to 1373 and encodes 451 amino acids. Gene Ontology annotation, cellular component: nucleus. The record is from RefSeq and is a predicted model, not a curated record. Gene Ontology annotation, molecular function: DNA-binding transcription factor activity, RNA polymerase II-specific; RNA polymerase II cis-regulatory region sequence-specific DNA binding. The transcript is spliced from 3 exons.
AUGAAUUGAGGGAUAAUAUGUCAGUUUGUGAACAGAAUGAAAUAAAUUUUGGCAAUCGCGACAUGCAGAAAACAGGGUUCUAUUACAACCAGCAGCAACAGUUUAAUUCUUACUAUCCUUCGGAGAAUGGAUAUUGUUACGAAAAUGUUCAAACGAACGGUGGGAGUUACGGGGAGCCGAGCCCAUCACCCCCGGGUGGAGAUUAUUUUCCCCAGGGGCAGUGUAAUUUGCCCCCGGGAAGCAACAGUGUUCCGAAUGGUGACUUAAGCCCAAAUCACUAUGGAGACCAGUUUUCUUCGAGGUGUAUACAGAAUAUGAAUUGUAACCAAAAUCUAGGUUCUGCAAGUCCAACAAGCGGGGUCAUGAAAAAGGAAAUUUACCCGUGGAUGAAAGAGUCUCGACAAAACACGAAACGCCAACAACAACAGCAGGCCGCUCAGCAGCAACAACAGCAGCAACAACAACAGCAGCCGCCUCAAAAUUCACAGCAACAGCAAAAUCUAGGAGAACCGACGAAAAGAGCAAGGACAGCUUAUACCAGUGCCCAGUUAGUUGAAUUAGAAAAAGAAUUCCACUUCAAUAGAUAUUUAUGCCGACCCCGACGGAUAGAGAUGGCUGCUCUUCUCAACCUUACAGAAAGGCAAAUAAAAAUUUGGUUUCAGAAUCGGCGUAUGAAGUACAAAAAGGAACAACGACAAAAACACUCUGACAAAGGACUUGGAAAACUUGACGGGUGUCUCUCUGGCGAUAGUGAUAGCGAAGAAUCAUAUUCCGGGGGUCAGGACUCAUUAAGUGACUGUGGAAAUAAACCCCAACCCGGAGGUGGUAGCCCGGAUCCUACUGGGCGACACCAGUUACCACCGGGUCAUAUGGCAUCGCCCCAUCCUCAGACCCCGAGUCCAGGACAGAGAUCUCUUGCGCAAAAUGUGACAAUACCCCCUCAUUAUUCGUCUCAUUCAGACAUGUAUACUCAGCAACCACCGCCACAGUCAAGUCCCACGUGCCUAAAGCAGUCAGCGUCUCCCGUGCCGCAACAGCGUCACGGAAAUAGCAUAAUGCCCAUGAACUGUAUGAAUAACAUGCACAAUAUGGAAAUGGGGCGAUAUGGAACCCACCAUGCAGUUCCUAAUCAUUAUAUACAUAUGAACCAAAAUUCUCACGGGGGUUUUAAUGGCGGUCAUCCAUAUAUGGCGCAUAUGAACUCAUAUUCUAUGUAUCCGGAUGUUAAUGGAGGUCACGAGGACCCGGAUCAAGGUCAAAUGGCAUCCGGUCACAUGAUACCUGGGCCGGGGAUGCCUUGUGGUGUUGGAGGGGGUAUGAACGGGUAUCACCAGGGUCCCUACGAUUAUAUACCAAAACUGACUCAUUUAUAAUAGUUUUGCACAGCUAUAAAUAGGCAAUUAUAUAAAAUACUGUCAUGUUUGUUUUACCCGGAAAUAAGUGUACAUGUUACAGUGAACUAUUUGUAGAACUAAUGGUGUUACUAUUAAUAGAAUUGAACAAAUAACUGCAUAGUCUUUUUACAACGCAUAUUUCAUAAUUUUAUUUUUUGUUUAGUAACUACACUGAUACGCGCUUUAUAAUAAAAAUUCUAUGAAACAGUCGUUUUUCGCCCAAACCUCUACGAAAAAUUACAAUAUCAUACGGACAUUAAUUUAAUAUAGUAAACAUGGCAAAUGUGACAGCCGAAAAGAACGACUAAUGUCAAAAUUUUUAAUCUGAUUUUUCUGGUGGACGUAAUGAUUUUUCGGUGAUUUUCAUUGUUAAAACUGUUAAUUCAUUAUCGAUACUAGUGCUACGAUAAAAACCGUAAAUCAAUAUAAGAAGUGGAACCAUAUGGGUUGUUUAAUAAAUAAUGCAGCAGUUGCAGCUCUUGAAUAUUCAUAUGUAUUUAUCUGUUUUAUUUCAUGUUUAUUGCAUGCAUAUUAAAAUAAUGAUAAUAGUGCUAAGUUUGUAAUAAAAGUAUGAGAUUGUGUUGCAUAGCAGUAUAACAAACCUGAUAUUGGAAUGGUACUAAAAAGGCCAUGCCUUCAUUUGUAGAUUACUUUAUCAAAAUUUGAUAAAUACUGCAACAAAUGGAAAUAUAUACUACUCAUAUUUCAUUAGCAUUUACCAAAAAUAAAUCAGUUUAAAACACGUUUCUAUAAAGUAAGUAAACUUGGAGAAAAGAAACAUAAUCCGUAUUUAUAUUUUGCAAACGCAUUAACAUUUAUUCGGAGUAUUCAAUACAAUGUUUUUGCUUUAUUUGCGAAAUGAUCAAAAACAUAAUUUCAAAAUUUUCAACCCGCUGUUUAAUUUCGAAAUGUCUAUGGCAUGAUUCUAGAUGUAUGUAUCAUCAUAUUUUUUUUCGAAAACAAAAAAUAAAACAGAAAUACAAAAAAAAAACCCAUAUAUUAUCAAUGAAAUUAAAGCUGAUAAUCUGAGUGUGAUAUAAAUUUCCCUCACUUUUACAUCCAACUUAUUCUGCGUGACUAACAGAGUAGGGAUUUUUACAUUGUUAAUACACUACACAAGCGUUUUAUUUGUAAAGAAAUAGUGUCAAAGACUCCCAGAGUCACUUCGAUUCUACUUUCCAACUGAUUAAUUCUACAAACAAAAUACGGUUUCUACAAUCAGGACAGAGCGACUUAUUAAUAAUUUUGCUUUGCCUUAAAACAAAACAGUCAAUCACAUUGAUUGAGUUCACAUUGAUUGAGUAGUUUGUUUCUCUUGUUUUUCUCAGUGUCGGCAAAAACGCUUGAAAAACUGUACAAUUGAUUGACAUAGUUGAUAUUUUGACGUAUUCGUUAUUGUUUGCAUUUGUACCAGAACAAGAAAUAAUUUUUGUUUAAGCAAAGUCGAUAUUGCAAAUACCUUAGCAAGCAUAUGGUCUGGCGAAUACAUGUAUAUAUCCGUCUGUCGUGUCUUCACUGCGCAUGUGCAGGUAGUUUUUUUUAAUUCAAAAAGUAAUUUCAUUGAACUAUUGUAGUAAUUGUUAUUUAAUUAAUUGUAAUUGAAAAUCUAAAAAUGUUAUUCCGGGCAUAAAUUCAAUAAAAUAGCUCUGUGGUAGUCGGUAAAAAAUACAAUCUAUAAAAAAAGACAAAUUUUUGUGCUAGUACCGAAAAAGUGAUUAAUUUCUCUGUUAUUUUGUAACAUGCUAGUAACGUUAAAGUUAUUUAUAUUUUUGUAGAUGUUGAGCUUUGUCUUAAAAUGUCUGAUAUUGUAAUGUACAUCUGAAGACAUGUCAUUUCAAACAUUUCUUGAAAUAAGCCACCUCAGCUUUCGUAUUAAUUGAAACUAAUAUCAAAGAUAACCAAUGCAUUUUAUCAGAGCACAGCUUUUUUUUUUUUAUGUGUACUUUGUUUUUAUGCAUCGGAAAAUAAUUUAAUACCUCUACGAUACUUCGACAAGUCUGAAAAUAUUUGGUAACACAACAUAAGCUGUCUGUCUUACAAUAAAAACACUUCCAGACGCACGUGAAAGCUGCACGGGUGAGUUGAGCUAUGUGUUCCAUUCACUUUCAGAGGAUAGAUUUGCCGUGCUUUAUUGUAUAUUGAAAAUCAGAAACAAUCUCUGGUUAUCUUUAGACUUGUAUUUAACGCCAUAGAUAGUCCAUGUGUUGAAAUAAAGGAAUCAGGGGUUAUUCGGUAAAACAUGACGUCUGCUCGCUGCGGGUAUGCACGAGAUAAAAGUGUUUUCCCUACGUAACGAGAAUUCAAGUUGUGAUUUUUGUAUUAAUUGUGCAUUUAUUUAUGCAAGGUCAAAUGUUUCCCUAGCUCGUGUUGUUACUCAGAAAUAUAUAAGUAUACAUGAUUGUUCAUGCAGAGUUAGCUUUUUGUUUGAGAAAUUGUUUUCUUUCCUCAUGGUUAUUUACCGCAAAAAAAAGGUUGAUUUUUUUUCAUAAGAUUGAAGAUUUGUAUUUAUAGUUUAUUCAUUAAUUGACUGAAUGGCACAUACAAGUAGCUGAUAUGAAAAAACAGUUAUAUUGUUUUAAACUGAAUUAAGGUAUUGGACCCUGAAUGGACCCAUGAUUGCACUCUUUUAUUCCAUUUUAUAUCCGAAAUGCGAUUUCGGCAAUCUCCGCUUGUUAUGAAAAUGACCGAAGGAUGCCGAAAUAGCAAUCGAGAUACGUGUAUUCGCACGGAAAUUGCCGAUUACGGGUCCAGUACCUUGAUUGUAGAAUCCAACAUGUCCUCAGCAUCUAUCAGGAAUGCUCACAGUAAAAUUUUAAAAAUCAACAUUCGGAAACACUCUUGCGAAAAUCAGGUAGAAAUAGUUUCAAGUAUUUCAAGAAAACGCCUGAAAUUCCAGUGGCAGAUUAUUUUAUCUACAACAUUCAAGUACAAAGAAACCGCAACAAUAUGUGUUUGUUUCAAGAGUAGGUUAUGUACAUGUAUAUGAUGCGUGUAAUACGUCCGAGAUAAGAUGAUUUUUUACGCCAUAUAAAUCUGCCAUUGUCAGCCAUCAAACAAUGUCUGUAAGCUGCCACACAAUGUCUGACGCGCGUUUAAGACCCUUUCUUAACCCCAUAUAGGAGUAAUCAUACUAAAAUAUACAUAAAUUCGUAGAAUUUUACAAACCUUGAUUUUUGCAAAGUCUCUGGAUAUGACCUUUUCUUUUUAGGAAGUGUAUGUCAUGAUCUGUGUUUAGGACUAUUUUGAUAAAAAAAAACAAUAACAAUUACCUAUAAUAUAUGAAUUUAAGAAAGCAAAUUUUGCCCAGUAUUGGUCACUUUUGGUGGAGCGGGUCUCAUCUAUUUAAGAUGAUUUAAUUCUAACCAUUUUUGAUUUUACAUAGCUAUUCUAUUGCAUUUCUUUUCUUUGUUAAAUGUUAAUUCAUUUGGCAUAAAAUGAAUAAUAACUACAGAUAAUUCAUGAGCCAACAGUGUUUCAUGCACCAAAGAAAUCAGCCUUUAAAGGGGCAUACCUUCAGCUUUAUAAUUUAUUAAAGAUUGAAAACAGAUCUUACAACUCAUUCAUCAAGAAUAUUAUAAAUUUUGUGAUGAGAUUUUAUGAACAUGAUAAAGUAUAAGUUCAAAGUACCCCGAUUUGUGUCCGUAUUUAUUAGGGGACUAACCAUGUAGACGGCUUAUAAAGCCCCUUUAAACUACACAAGAUUUUUUAUAAAUAAAUGAUGCUGAAUCUUUCCGCUACAUUGAUUAAGAAAAAAUAUAAGUACUUUCACAAAUUCGAAAAUCUUGUAUUGUCUCUUUUAAGUGAUUGAAGCCGGUGCCGUGUGACGUAUACAUUACAUUUAAUGCAUAAAGAAAUAAACUACAAAAAAAAUGAAUACCGACGGUACUUUUUGUCUUUGUUAUGUUUAAGUGCUGAGCAUUUGCCAGGGUAAUUUAUUCUAUUUUUUACGAUAUAUGUUAUGUAAAAUUGUAUAUGGAUGAUGAACUUUGUUGGUUUAAGUCUGAUCAAUAAACUAUAUGUUCUGUUCUGUUCUGUUCUGAUAUUAGUACAUGUAUGUUCGUUUGUAAAUGAUAGCUUAAAUUGUUUUUAUAUAUCUAUAUAUAGAAUCUAGGGUAAAUUUUAUGAAUCGCUGAAAUCCAAUCCAUUCUAUGAAUACAAAGAUAAGUAUUGUUUUUCUCCACUUUGUUCAUUUUUUUGUUUUUGUUAUGUUUUUUAUUUGUUUGUUGUCUUUUUUUCAUACCGAGGAGUAGAAUUUGAUAUCGUAUGAUGCAUUUUUUGCUGUCUAAAUUAUUUCCCCUUCUCAAAAAGGGUAGAAUCUGGUAAACUUGUAAAACGUUUUUCUUACGAUUUUGUUUCACAUGUAAUAUCUAUGGCUACCUUUGACAAAUUUUAUAAAUUUAAAAGAUAUUUUGUUGAUUUUUUUCCAAAUGUGACUGCGGAAAAAUGGCUGCCAGUAAAGGGAGGUGAUUAUCACAAAACUCUAGAACCACAUAUAUCUUCUACCGUUUGCCCUUUAAGUUGUUAUUAUUUUAAUUCCUUGGUAUACUACAAGCACAAUAUACUGUGAAAUAUAAACUACAUUUUUUGUGAGAAGUAUUGUGGCUGGCGAGAAAAUAAGUUGGUCAAGUUACUACACCUGACUAUUAUUUUUUAUUGUCUUAUAUUUCUAAACUAUGUCGUGUCCUGACAUGAAGGUGAUGUUUCUAUUGUAAACUUAGCAACACCUAAAAACAACAAAACUGUUUGAAUCAUGACUUUUGAAUAUCUAUGAAAGUCUGCAAAUUUUUGUUUUAUGUAUAAUUUGUGUUUUUGUUGAAUGCUAUUUUCUACCCACUGACUAUUUAAAUGUGUACAUAAAAUACUAUUUGUCAUGUGAGGGCUCAAAUUCAUUGUUUUUGACUUUCACAUAUUGUUAACUGUAAGAUGAAUGUAAUAAAUUGACCUUGAAAACAUU